This is a messenger RNA of Eleginops maclovinus (Patagonian blennie), 1317 nucleotides long. Its product is annotated as THAP domain-containing protein 10-like. The transcript has 5 exons. Lineage: Eukaryota; Metazoa; Chordata; Actinopteri; Perciformes; Eleginopidae. The record is from RefSeq and is a predicted model, not a curated record. The coding region runs from base 320 to 1267 and encodes 315 amino acids.
CUCUUUAAAGACCUCAUGACACCUAGAGACUACCUUUUUUUAUUUAGUCUAAAAUAACUUUUAUUUUCGAUUUGAAAUACAUAAUUGUGAUAAAUAUGCCCGGUUCUCUGUUAUUUUCGAAAUUUGUACGCAAGCCACUGAAAUCCACAGGCCAGUGUCUUGACAACGUUCCAACAUAAAGAUGACGUAUGCUCCGGAACGCUUUUAGACCUGAUUGCACCUGCUGCCACCCUUGACCUUGAUCAUUUCUAGUCACAGUAAGUCGUACUCGCAGUUUUAGCAUCUUUAAAGUUUUGUUCUUAAUAUUUUUGUUGAGAACAUGCCUGAGCGGUGUGUUGCAGCGUAUUGUUCAAACACCAGGGAGAACGGUUUUACCCUUCAUCGGUUUCCGAAAGACCCUGCUUUGUGUGAACUCUGGACGCAACAAGUUUGUAGGACAAGAGCUGGUCCGAAAGGAACAGUAUGGAAGCCAAGCUCGUCGUCUGUACUUUGCUCAGCGCAUUUUGAAGAGGAGUGCUACGACUCGAUCCCCGCUCUGAAGGAGCAGCUUGGUAUUGAUGUUCGUCUGAAGAAGGUUUUGCUGCCCAAUUCGGUUCCGCGUAUAUUUCAUCGAGGGACAAGCUCGAGGUUAGCCCCGGGGGCGAACGGCGACGUCAAGAGCCGGAGGUCUCAUGCUCUGGAGAAAAGGCAGAGAUUGGAGGUACUACAGGAAUGCCAGUCUGAGUAUGUUGCUGAAGAGGAAAGCGAUGACUUUCCUGACGGGGACCCAUCUACUGAUGUGAAUUCAACAGAAGAUCAGCACAGUGACUUUUCCGUUCAAGUGUGUCUGAGGCCACCAACAAGGACGGUGGCUAUGCAGUUCAAAGGAAGGGGACGGACUAAAGGUGUGCAGGCUACUACAUCAAUGGUCACUGUUGGGACUCAGACUGAGGAUGACUGCUUUUGCUUUCACAACACCGAGAAUGCCAACAGGGAGCAGCGGAGCAGACACGAUGGCGAGAUGAUGUUCAACCUGCGGUAUCCAAAGUAUAAGAAGGGCGGCUACAUUGUGAGGAAAGUCUUACAGGAGCCAUCUUUUGGCUAUGCUGAAGAGCUGAUGCGGAUGGUGGAGGCCAUGUGUCGAGGUGAGGACUACAACGGUGAUGACUUUGACAUCCCAGACCCGUCCCCUGUUACAGAGCCACUCAAUGCAUCAUUCGAAAAGCCGGAUAAGAGGGCAGCAGUCAAUGCACAUAUGACCCGCUUUAGCAUUACAAAUAACACCUAAAUGUACACAUGAGAACCGGACUGAAUGGAAUAAACACAAACUUAAUUUCA